Molecule: messenger RNA, 1168 nt
Organism: Malus domestica (apple)
Lineage: Eukaryota; Viridiplantae; Streptophyta; Magnoliopsida; Rosales; Rosaceae
Product: nuclear transcription factor Y subunit B-3-like
Biological process (GO): regulation of transcription by RNA polymerase II
Cellular component (GO): nucleus; CCAAT-binding factor complex
Molecular function (GO): RNA polymerase II cis-regulatory region sequence-specific DNA binding; DNA-binding transcription activator activity, RNA polymerase II-specific; protein heterodimerization activity
Source: RefSeq, a predicted model, not a curated record
UAACCGACGGAAACCAGAACGAACGGUGUUGAUAAAUGGUAGUAAGCAUCAAGCCAAAAACCUUCCUCCUUCGCUUUCUCCAUCGUCAGAUCGCUUCCCUCUCCAACGCGCGCCAAAUACAAACACUUUCACCUUCCCCUCUGUCUCUCUACGUAUACAGUGAAUCGUUGUGAGUAAUGGCGGAGGCACCGACGAGUCCGGCGGGCGGGAGCCAUGAGAGCGGCGGCGAGCAGAGCCCCCAGGGAGGAGGAGGAGGAGGAGGCGGUAGCGGCGUCAGGGAGCAGGAUAGAUAUUUGCCAAUCGCCAACAUCAGUCGCAUCAUGAAGAAGGCUCUGCCGACCAACGGCAAGAUCGCCAAGGACGCCAAGGACACCGUCCAGGAAUGCGUCUCCGAAUUCAUUAGCUUCGUCACCAGCGAGGCCAGCGAUAAGUGCCAGAAGGAGAAGCGGAAGACCAUCAACGGCGACGAUUUGUUGUGGGCGAUGGCCACGUUAGGGUUUGAGGACUAUAUCGAGCCCCUCAGGAUUUACUUGGCUAGGUACAGGGAGACAGAGGGUGAUGCAAAGGGGUCUGCUAGGGGUGGAGAUGGUUCUUCGAAAGGGAAUGCUGUUCCAGCAAUGCCUGGCCCAAGUGCACAGUUUGUUCAUCAGGGAGCAUUGAAUUAUGGCAACCCUCAAGAGGAUUAUUAUGUGCCAUUGAACAAUAUGGGUAAUGGAAGUUGAUGCUUUUGCGAGUGAUAUGAGGAAGAAGAGAGGACAUGGAUUGUGGUCAAUGUGCAAUUGAUCUUGAUGAUGUGUUCCUCGAUAUCUUGCAAUCCAGGCACAGCAUCUCGUUGUUCAUUCCAUGCAAAGCAACGAGUAGAAGGUUUUAAUUUCGUCUUAUAUCAUUUUUAAGAAUUCGAAGGUGGUAAAGUUGUUAAUUUUCAAUACUGAUAGUAUCAUUUAUGUGAAUGACAACUAUGUUUCUGGGGUCUCUGUUUUGGUUGGGGUAGGGUUGAUUUGUAUUUCGCAGAUGCUCCCAUUAGCUGGGUUUGUGUAAAGUUUUCUUUGGCUCUGUGUCUAGUUUAGUUGCCUGACCGUGUUAAGAAAUGCUGUUUUAAUCGGAUGCUAUUCUUAGAACCCCAUUUAAAGAAAAAAAAAGGUUGAAAUAUAUGAAGAUUUUCAUAUAA